UGUAGAUCUCAAAAAGUUUAACGGCAAUCUGACAGUUGCUCCGAUACCAGUGUACAUGAGGCAAAGGCCCUUUAACUCGGAUGUCGUUCCCCACUACAGAUACAUACACAGUAGGCGCAGUCUACAAGCAUGUUGACUCAAUGCGCGCUCUACCUAGGCAUUGCAGAACGCGCCACUCUGACCUUCUCAAUCUCUCUUCUGCACGGAUCGAAACAUUUGCAUCCCCAGCGUAUCACUGAUCUGGUGAAGAUACAACAGCCAAAGUGCUUGCAACAUGAAGCCAUCGUCUCCAUCGAUUGGACACCUCCUGGGCCUGUGUGCGUCCUUGGCACAUACAUUAGAGGCGUCUGCGGCAUCUAACAAUACUUGCUGCGAAGCGCUGGAGCGCACGGGAUCUGCUCAUGUCCUCUAUCCCAACGACGAGCAAUAUCGCAACCGCACUUCAUCAUACUGGUCGGUCAGUGCGCAACUAAGUCCCAGUUGUAUUGUGCAACCUGUAUCUACAGAAGAAGUCAGCGAGACAGUGAAGACUCUCGUGACAGAUGUAGGCUGCCAGCAAGAUCAAUUCGCGGUUCGAAGCGGCGGCCACACCACGUGGGCCGGUUCAAACAACAUCAACGGAGGCGUGACGGUUGACCUUGGCCUGAUGAAUACAACUGUACUUGACGCUAAGACUAAGGUUGCAUCCAUACAGCCGGGAUCUCGGUGGAAUCAGGUGUACGCAACACUGGAUCCUCAAGGUUUCACCGUGGCUGGUGGUCGAGCUGGAAGCGUAGGUGUAGCGGGAUUUUUGACCGGAGGUGGGAACUCUUUCUACACGGCUCAACAAGGAUUCGCAUGUGACAAUGUCAAAAACUUUGAGGUUGUACUUGCAUCCGGAGAGGUCGUCAACGCAAACGCCGAUGACAACAGUGACCUAUUUCAGGUACUGAAGGGUGGUUCAGGAACCAAUUUCGGUAUCGUUACGCGAUUCGAUGUGCAAGCUUUCGAAGCUGGCAGCCUAUGGGGUGGCACGAUGGUUUACGCAAAGUCAGCCGGCCAGCAAUUCGUCGAUGCAUAUCAUGCGUGGACGGACAACGUCAACAACUACCGGGAAGGGUCUUCAAUAAUCUUCUGGAGUUACUUGCCUGCCAUGAACGAUAUCGUCAUUCUCACAGCAUAUGAAGAUACUGCUGGCAACGUAGCGCCACCAGGAUUCGAUCAGUUCAUGGCAAUUCCGGAUGCUGUAGCCUCAACCAUGAGAAUUGCAAGUCACAAGGAGUUAACAGACGAGCUCGAGCAACCAGCGGGUUACCAUGAUAUUUGGUACACGUUCACGUUCAAGAACGACGUCCGCAUCUAUCAGAAGAUCGUUGAACUCCACGAGCAGUUCGUUAACGAGUGGAAAGCUGAGACUCCUGACCCCGACUUCAUUACUCAGUGCAUGUUCCAGUCGAUUGCGACAAGCUUCUCCGAGCAAAGCAUUGCAAAAGGAGGCAAUGUUCUUGGGUUGGACAAAGAGACUGACAAUGUUGUCAUGCUUUUGUAUGACAUUGCUGUCAAGACACCAGAGCUUGAAACACUCGCAAGGACAAAGCUGCAAGCCUCUGCAAAGGCGAUGAAAGAGUACGCGGCGAGCUUGGACGGACUUGUUGAUUUCGCUUAUCUCAAUUAUGCAGACGGUUCCCAGGAUCCUCUAGGAAGCUACGGCCCAGCGAAUGUAGCCAAGAUACGAGCCGCAGCAGCAAAGUACGAUCCUAAACAAAUCUUUCAGACUCGAGCUCCAGGAGGCUUUAAGAUUUCGAAAACUGGACAGCCUCUAAGCAAAACAGAGCUGUGAUUUAUUGGAUGCUUCGAUCCAGAUUAAAGUCGAAAAGUAAAAGCUUUGAGGAGAAUGGAAAAAAGUUAUUGUAUCUACUCAAUCAUGAAUACCUAUCUACCAGCGGC
Messenger RNA from Boeremia exigua, 1926 nucleotides. RefSeq lists its product as uncharacterized. The transcript is spliced from 5 exons. Gene Ontology annotation, molecular function: FAD binding. The record is from RefSeq and is a predicted model, not a curated record. NCBI's taxonomy places the organism in Eukaryota, Fungi, Ascomycota, Dothideomycetes, Pleosporales, Didymellaceae. The coding region runs from base 275 to 1819 and encodes 514 amino acids.